CCUUCUUCUUUUUCCACACUCUUGCAGAUUUGACCCUUUCUUUGCAGUUGUUUUUUAAUUUAAUUUGUUGCUUUUAUGAAUUUCUUACUCCCAACUGCUGUUUCUUUUCAUAUCCUCCUCCCGUUGUCCGUACACAAUUAUCACCCUGGUUUUAAUCCGUGGUUGAUUUCCUAAAGGACCUCUGAUUUAGACACACAACCACAUCAACAAUGCUUUGAAUCUCUGCUUCAUCAACAAAUAAGUUUUAAGACACUAUCAAAGCUUUCGCCAUAUGUACCUCCUUUUGUUUUACAGCUCUUACCGUGUUCAUAUAUAAACAUCUACUUUUGUAAAAGCUUAUGAAUAGUUUUAUACAUAUGUUUUCCUUUCACUUCAACUACUUUCACAUAUUUUAAGUUUUUAGCUGAAUUAUGUCUAUCCUUGAUUAGUUUUUUUUCUUUUUUUUACAAUCCAUUUCAAGAAUUCGCAUACAAUAGUAGAUGUUACCCGCAGCUAAGUGCGGGCAACAAAACUAGUGGCUUAACUGAAGGGGAAAGACUCAUUCAACACAAGUUGCCUGAUCCGUAAGGAGUUUAGUGUUCACAACUUCCCAUUAACACAGAAAUUGUUUUGAUGUGACUUUAUUAGAGGAGAGAUCAUGACUAGCCAAGCCCAUCAUGCAAGCAACCAGAGAAAGUAGGGUUGUGUGUGUGUGUGUGUGUGUGUGUGUGUUAUUACAAGAUGGUUUGUUUUCAUGUCAAACAGUCAAUUCAUUACCACUACCCGACUCAUCAGUUUCCACAGAUUACAACCAAAGACUUUUCUCCUUUCACUUUUUUCACUCUAGACUCUUGUGUGUGCUUCGAGUUGUUGGAAAGCAAGAAGACUUGUACAUAAAAGAAAGUCUUCUUUGAAGGGGAAAAAAAAUGAUGUUUCCUACCUCUUUCUCUUGUUAAAAUCAAAUCAACUCAACCCCAUCUCCACGUUUUCAGUGUAAUAAUAACUGUGUUCUUUCUCUUCAUUUUUUUCCUUAUUCUUCUUGCUUGGUGACUACUUAAAUGCUCCACACUUCCAUUUCAUCAUCAUCAUCUUCAUCUGGGUAUGUCUCAAAUCUUGUUUUCUUUCAGUGAAUCUCUGAGAUAAGUGAAUUGGGAUUUUAGUUGGAUUGUUUAAGAUUCGAGGCUGUUUGUUUGUUGACUUCUCUUUUGCUUUUUCCAAGUUACAUAUUGUUCUGGUGGAUCACUAGUAAAAUUGGAUUGUGUUUUUUGGUGGAGUAGUUAGACCUUCUUUCUUGGAUAUAUAGAGAUGGGUUUGAGUGUUUUAUUUAGCAGUACAAUUUAGCAAGAACCUUUCACUUUGUAGAUUCCGUUUUGGGCCAGGGACAGAAAGUUUGAGGAUUUUUUUCCCCUUGCUAAUGGCAUUGAGCGAGAAAAAUCCUAUGGUUGUUGCCCAUAUUUUGAUUGGGAUGGUUUUGGUUUUGCUGAGUAGUAGAAUAUCUGUGAGUAAUGCUACUGAGACUGAUAUAGCGUGCUUGAAAUCCAUCAAAGCUUCUCUGGUGGACCCUUAUAACUACUUGAACAAUACAUGGAAUUUCAACAACAAUACUGAAGGCUUCAUAUGUAGAUUUAUGGGCAUUGAUUGCUGGCACCCUGACGAGAACAGAGUUCUAAAUAUCCGCCUUUCAGACUUGGGUCUUGAGGGCCAGUUCCCCCCUGGAAUCCAGAAUUGCACAAGCUUGACUGGCUUGAAUCUUUCGCACAACCAGCUAUCUGGCUCAAUCCCUGCUAAUAUAGCAAAGUUUAUCCCCUAUAUUACAAAACUUGAUCUUUCAUUCAACAAUUUUUCGGGUGAAAUUCCAAAAAAUCUUUCAAAUUGUAGUUUCUUGAAUGAUCUCCAUCUUGACAACAACCGGCUAACAGGCAAGAUUCCGCUGGAAUUUGGCCUUCUUGAUCGGAUCAAGGUAUUUACAGUUACCAACAAUCUUCUAUCUGGGCCGAUCCCCUCAUUUAUCCAUAAUAACAUCCCAGCUGAUAGCUUUGCAAAUAAUCUGGACCUCUGUGGGAAGCCAUUGAAUUCCUCCUGUCCAGGUGUCGCGAGGAAAUCCCAUGUUGGAGUAAUUGUUGCAUCAGCCGCAGGUGGGAUAACAUUUACAUCAAUUAUUGUUGGUGUCUUUCUGUUCUUGUCUCGCAGAGCGGCUAAGAAGAAGGCGGAAGAUCCUGAAGGUAACAGAUGGGCAAAGAGCAUCAAGGGAACCAAAGGCAUCAAGGUUUCCAUGUUUGAGAAAUCGGUUUCAAAAAUGAGAUUGAGUGAUCUCAUGAAGGCAACCAACGACUUCAGUAAUAACAACAUCAUUGGAGCAGGAAGAACAGGACCGAUGUACAAGGCAGUGAUUUCUGAUGGUUGUUUCCUUAUGGUUAAGAGACUGCAAGGCUCUCAGCGUUUAGAGAAAGAGUUUGUAUCAGAGAUGAAGACACUUGGGAAUGUGAAACACCGAAAUUUGGUCCCGCUGCUGGGCUUUUGUGUGGCAAAGAGGGAGAGAUUUUUGGUGUAUAAAUUCAUGGAAAAUGGGACCCUUUAUGAUAAACUGCACCCAGUGGAACCUGAGAUCAGGAACAUGGAUUGGUCCCUGAGGCUCAAUAUUGCAAUUGGAGCGGCUAGAGGUUUGGCAUGGCUUCAUCAUGACUGCAAUCCACGAAUUAUCCACAGGAACAUAAGCUCCAAAUGCAUACUCUUGGAUAACGAUUUUGAGCCAAAGUUAUCUGAUUUUGGCCUUGCCAGACUCAUGAACCGAAUCGACACACAUUUGAGAGCUUUUGUCAAUGGGGAGUUUGGGGGGUUGGAUUAUGUUGCUCCUGAAUAUCUAAGGACCCUUGUUGCAACGCCCAAGGGGGAUGUUUAUAGCUUUGGUGUGGUUCUCCUGGAGUUGAUCACUGGUGAAAAGCCCACUCAUGUUGCUAAUGCCCCUGAAAGCUUCAAGGGAAGCUUAGUGGAGUGGAUCAGACAACUGACAGACGGUCCGCUUCUUCAUACUUCCAUUGACAAGCCUUUGCUUGGAAAUGGAUUCGAUCACGAACUCAACCAGUUUCUUAAAGUUGCUUGUAACUGUGUGGUUGAGAAUGCCAAGGAGAGACCAACAAUGUUUGAGGUGCAUCAGCUCCUCAAAGCUAUUGGGGAGAGAUACCAUUUCACAACUGAAGAUGAUAUUAUGUUGCCAACUGAUACAGGUGACACUGAUUUCCCGGAUGAACUUAUUGUUGCCGAUGGAACAAAGGAAGUUUAAUGAAGAACAGAGGUAUUAAGAUUGAUAGAAAAGAGUCUGAGGCCAUCAAUCGGCACUCGCGAAAAUAUAUUCUACGUUGUAGCUGUGAUCAUAUAGGUAUAGUGUAAGUGUUUGUAACUAUAUUUGUAGCAUUUCAAGCACCUGCUUUGGUUGAAACACCAAUUUUAUAUAUACCGCUGUCCUAUUAUCAUAAAAUCUUGCUCAUUUAUCCUCGUA
Molecule: messenger RNA, 3475 nt
Organism: Populus nigra (black poplar)
Lineage: Eukaryota; Viridiplantae; Streptophyta; Magnoliopsida; Malpighiales; Salicaceae
Product: probably inactive leucine-rich repeat receptor-like protein kinase At5g48380
Exons: 3
Coding region: 1394-3259 (621 amino acids)
Biological process (GO): protein phosphorylation
Molecular function (GO): ATP binding; protein kinase activity; protein binding
Source: RefSeq, a predicted model, not a curated record